ACUGUCGUAACAUUCGCAUCCGACAUAUAGACAAACAGCAUAUGCGUGCAUCGACGCACGCACGAACGAAUUCAACAUAUCGCCGGCCGUGAUCAGCGCACGAAAGCAUAGGGGGUUUCAGUUGCGUUCGGAAAGUUGUUGAACAUAGUUCGUCCGCCGAGAGUCUGUUGUGCGUUGUGGCUAUUUCUUCGGUAAACGACGCGUAUCAAGGUGUUUGGCAAAUCGUUCAUCCGUGUGUUACUAUACCGUUGUGAUAAUCAGGUGGUCACCAUUUUGCUUCUGUUACACGCAGCUUGAAAAGCACGCAUUAAAGCAGCCUGCAAAUUGUGGUGCAGAAAUAUCUCGAUUGUUUUGUGGUGAAAAGCUAAUAAAAGCGUUACGUGUGAAGAGUGAAACAGUUAAGAAACAUCCACGAUCUUGUUACGUUAAAAACGCCAGAGCAAACAGGCAGGAAAUACCCAAUACCUGGUGGUGAUUACAGCAUCUCAUCCAUCAUCAUGUCCAGCAGUAUUCAGAUUACGGCCGACGACAAACCGGCAACCGGCUUGAUCACACCAACCAAGACGCCGAUACCACCGGUGUCCAGCAUUCCCUCCAGCCCGUCGCAUCUGCAGCUGCCGUCACCGAUUAUUACACGCCGCACCAGAACUGCUUCGACAUCCGAUCGUGCGAUGCGUAACCCGAUUGAGGAGGGUAAGGUGAAGUCGUUCAGCAGAAGCAAAGGUCACGGUUUCAUCGCUCCAACUGCCGGUGGUGACGACAUCUUCGUACACAUUUCCGACAUCGAGGGCGAGUACGUACCACUGCCCGGUGAUGAGGUCAGCUAUCGGCUCUGUUCGAUUCCGCCCAAGUACGAGAAGGUGCAGGCAAUCCACGUGCAGAUCACGCACCUGACGCCGGAAAAACAUUCGCGCUGGGAAACGUGCAUGAGCCACGAUGAUGGCCAUCGGCUCCAUUAGGGUCGGUGGAACGAACCGGCGCCGGAUCAGCUUCACCAGCAGCAGCAGCAGCAACAGCAACAGCAGCAGUUUGCCGCGAAAGGGAAGCAAGAUUCACGCCGGUGGCCCGAUAUAUCGUUUGAUUUUGCGUAGGAUGCAAGUGCAAGUGUAAGAGAUGGGAAAGGAGGAAAAGGAGAGUGCGAGAAGUCACAUAGGGAGGAGGUGAGAAUAGUAUAGAAUUCGAGGGAUCGAGGUAAAAGGGCACUUUCCAUACACAUCGUCGUAAUAUGUUCAGUAUUUUUUUGUUUUCCGUUUAUUAGAUAGUCAGGAGGAGGUAGACGCCUGUUCUGUUUAGUUUCCAGUGUACCUAGAAGUGCUCCGUUGAUGCACAAACACAAAUAAUCGGAUUCGGAUCUUAUUGCUUCAUUGCGCCAUGCGGAGAAGUUGUCCAAAAAUAAUAAUAAAACCCCAACAGUUAAACGAUAAGAGCAGAUCGGUCAUAAGAGCACAGAACGCAUUGAGGUUGCACCAUCUUAAAGUAGAGUUUUGCAGAUUGUUUACGAUUAGCUGGCGAAAAUAGGAUAGAAAGCGAUAGGAAAAAGGAAGGUGGAGGGACAACUUCUAAAUGGUUCGUGUGUGUGCGAAAUGUUUGUGCCAUCGCACGCGCCGAGAUGAACUCAUAGCCUCGAUACGCGCGCAAACACAGGAAGGUUUUAAUUAAUAUGUGAAAACGUUGGCCCAUAAAUGCCGUCACGGACACUAAACAAGAGCGAGCCGUGUGCGCGAAAGGUGCCACGGAGGACGGGGGCAACAAAAGCAACAAAGUCAAGAGGGAUUAGCCGCAGGAUAAAUCGUUGCAGCAGCUGUCCGUGUUGGGGGGAAAAAAAAAGAGCCAACUUCAACGUCUCCGUACGCUCCAAUUUGUCCACCCUUAACCAUACACCCUAUCCCGUCAUCGGGAUGGAAGGACUACGAUUCAUUGUCCGACUGGGACCGAGCUGGUGACGCGACCGGGUGGAAAACUUUACGUCGCAACACACGGGGACGUGCACAAUACUGCUCAAUGGUAGAGCGCUUCCUAGCUUCCUUCUUAUCGCUAAUUGCUAUCGUUUUUUACUUCUUUCCCACACAUUUUGUUUGGCGCAUUCGGUGCCGCAAAGAAGCAGAGAUGAUAGAAGUCAGAAGAAUAAAAAAAACGGUAAAUAAAAAGCGACAAAAUGCUAUAAUUUAGGUCGUACUCGUUGUCAGGGAAGGAGAGAAAAAAAAUCCUUCACGAUUAGAGAAAUAAGCUCUUCCUGCAGGGGGCGCUGUGGUGCUUUGGAAUUGGAGGAAAAAGCGGAACGGAAGGAAAGGUACGAGAUAAAAAAAUCGUUCAUUUGUUCGUUGUUUUGUGUUGUGGUUCCCUAGGUGGGUGAAAAAAAUUUAUAUAAAAUGAAGCUAAAGAUAUCCGAAUCUAUUGUACAACGAAAAUUAGAGCGGAAGCAACGCCGAGACAUAAAAAUCAUUCACCCACACACGUGCACACUAAGGUGACGAUGAUAAUUGACAUUAAUUCAAUCGCAAAUCCAGCUUUUGUCGUCUUUCGUUUCGGGUGACAAACAUCUUUUUGAUUGUGCAAAAUUUGCAACAAUUGGAAAAAGAUGGAUUUUGAUUGAAAAUACUUUGCCAUACACCAAUUCGAAGCCAUUCAGGCACACUGCAAGGUGUUGGAAAACAUUCCAAUCGAUUCGGCUAAUGGAACGAUGCAGGUCACAAGCACUAUCCACACAGUAACAACCAUCCAGCAAACAAUACAACAAACACAUAAGCACAUUUUGUAUAAGAAAACGUUUAAGAGAACACAAACAAUGCUAGAAUUGUAGAAGAAUUAUUGAAUUAUGAAGCAAAAUGGCGCAUAUAAUGCUAAAACGCGGGAGAAGCUUGCAUGAGAAUUUAUGGUGUGCCUAUUUGUACAUCUUUUUGGAGUAAUUUUGCGUCCGAUACAAAAGGAAAGCGCGCCUUCACGAGCCAGGGUGGAAAAUGAUGGGUGUGUGUGGCUUAGAAACAAAACGCCUGAAUGUAGGCAAAACGCAAAUUUUCAAUACACGUCCUCUCUAAUAUAAUAGACUGUUCUUAUAAAGUUAUUUUUUGUUUUGUUCCUAAAAAGAAACAAUGAAUAAUUGUUGAUCGAGCAAAAUGUUUUCUUUUCCGCCAAUCCAUCCAACAAAACCAUUUGCUUGCAAAACGGGCCCAUCCAUCAAGAAUAAUAGCGCAGUGAACUGAAUUGGAAAAAAAUCCCUCAAAAGAUGAAUAUUUAAAGUACAUAAACAACAAGAAAGGUGUAUCCUUCUCCGAAAACAGGAAGGUAGCUAGAGCUUUAUACUAAUAACGACGCAUCAGAAGAGAUAGAGAGAAUGGAAGGGAAGGGAAGGGCGAGAGAGAGAGAGAUUGUGUGUGUUUAAAGUGUACCACAAACAAUGUCCACAAAGCUCACGUAUAAUCACCUCGUAACAGUAGUAACAGGGCUUUACCGUCAUCUUUCGCGUUUUCCUUUUCGGUUAAAUAAUCGGAUUAUCCUCGGAUGAUCGGCAAAAUGCAAAAGCCGGAUCGCCGGGAUCCCCGGAUAUAAUGUGGGAAAGGGUCAACAAAGAGGAAAGAUUAGACGAAGAAGAAAGCAUAAAUAAACUUGCUCCAUCCUGUCCCAAAGUCCUCUGUCGGGUACGGAGGGGGGAAAAAAGCACAAGAGUUAAGAAUUUCUACCUUACCUCAUCGAUGAAGAAAUGUGGAACGGACGGGCGAGAUUAGUAAGGCUAGGAUUUGGAUAUAAAUUCCGCUAUAAAAACUCGAACGAGCAGCAUCAAGAUUGGUGCUUGAUGAAAGUAAAUACUUAUAUACAUAUAUAUAUGAUACAUAUACACAUCCUUAUAAGAAGUAAACUGCCGUAAAGCGCCUCACACCCAAAUGUUUCCCUCAGUACACCAAUGUAACCGUAGAGUACCGUAUUUCUAGGGAAAACAUUAAAGCAAACGCGAUCACGUUGUUGACAUCUCUGCGUCUUGUACACUCUCGCUCCUGUUUGGAACCUUUUUCGGGGGGGGGGUUAAUGUUAUGCCUCAGAAAACAAACCGCAUCUCCCUUUGCAUACGAUGUGUGUGUGGACCAAUUGGGAAACAAAAGAAGACAACCAAAAGCAAACAAAACUUUUUCAGGAAUUUAUUCUUUUUUUUUCGUUUGUUUUUCUCCUGUCCGGUUCUAAUUACAUUAAGGUGUGAAAUAAUUUUACAACAAUAAAAAAUAGGGCAAAUAUAUUUAAUCCCUUGCCACGUAACAGCAUCCAUUCGGCAAGGCGAUAAACUUAUGUUUUUCUUUCUACACCCUUUUUUGCUGUACGAUGUGUAACCGGUUGAACAUAAAGGUAAUGAAAUUUUAUCGAAAAUUCGAUAACUUUCCUAUCGGCUUCCAGGAAAUAAAACUAGAACCGUUCGCUAGGAAUGCUCCUGAGUAGCGAUCGAACAAGAAUCGUUAAAACAAGAAAAUGAACUAAUUUUAUAAUCCUUUCGGUGUUCUUUUACUCCCGUGCGGGUGUUUGAAGCGUCUUCGGUUGGGUGUUCUUCAUUCCUGUGGUACACAUGGACGUGUUACGCACACAAAUUUCUUUUUUUCUAUUAUUUCUUCACCGGCAGUGUACGCUGUUGAAUUUUUUGGGAGAGAACCCAAAGGUUCAGAAAAUCGUUCGUGUUGAAAAUUUGAUCUGGAUAAUUAUAUUUUGUGCAAAAAAUAAUAAAAAAAGAAUCGAUUUCAUUGCCAUCCCAUUUUGCUUUGUGCAAGAAUAUAUCGUUAACUCGAUCAGAAAAGAAGAAAACAUGAUUCUUUUUUUUUCUUUCGUUUGCUAUCGCAUUAGGACCGAAGUUUUCGAAGAUAUCGGAUCAAUUCGUAUUUUCGUUUAGAGUUCAUUGACAGUUUUUGGCUCCUUAAAUAGCUGAUUAUCCAGUGUAGAUAUAGUUUCGUUACAAAAAAAACCAUACUAAAAUGUUUUCAAAAAUAGAAGAUAAAUCUGGUCUGCCCUAAGAUAUGGUGCAAUUUGGAAGCAAAAAAAAAACAAAAGAGCCAAACAACAAGAACAAAACGAGCAAGCAAAAAAACAAACAAAACAACACAGGAAAACCAUGAAUGUUUGCUGUUAGUAGUGUUGCAUUAGAUGUAUGAAUGUUGGAAAUAUAUACCAUUUUGUAUCAGUUUCGUUUAAGCAACGGGCAAAAAACACACAUUUAGAGGAAGAAGGAACACGUACGAGAUUCGACACAAAUAUGGAAAACUUUUGCUAGGACAAAAUGGAUCGAUGUGUAAGAAGAAGGGAAAUGGAAGGGCACAUUUAAAUUAAGAAGUGUAAAAGAAAUUCGGAACAAUAUGACGCAAACUACGAACCACAACCAAGAGUAGCCAAAAUACUCUGUAAUAUGCAUAUGCAUGGGUUUCAAUAAACGUGUGCGCAGAUCGGUACGCCAAGGAUUCGUUAAAUGUUUUAAAA
Anopheles funestus (African malaria mosquito) is the source of this 5445-nucleotide messenger RNA. RefSeq names its product cold shock domain-containing protein CG9705. The coding region runs from base 498 to 959 and encodes 153 amino acids. The transcript is spliced from 3 exons. Gene Ontology annotation, biological process: regulation of mRNA stability. Gene Ontology annotation, molecular function: mRNA 3'-UTR binding. The record is from RefSeq and is a predicted model, not a curated record. NCBI's taxonomy places the organism in Eukaryota, Metazoa, Arthropoda, Insecta, Diptera, Culicidae. Gene Ontology annotation, cellular component: cytoplasm.